Miniopterus natalensis is the source of this 1604-nucleotide messenger RNA. It is a transcript of the gene MKRN2OS, whose product is annotated as MKRN2 opposite strand. The record is from RefSeq and is a predicted model, not a curated record. Lineage: Eukaryota; Metazoa; Chordata; Mammalia; Chiroptera; Miniopteridae.
UCUUACUGUGCUAUUUUUUUAUAAGCAAGAUUAUUUCUAUAAUAUAAAACAUCAAAAGAGAAUAGUCUCAAAGUAAGAAUUUACUUAUUCAAAACCAAAACAAUAUAACCUUUUGUAGAAACACAAAAAUAAGUGUAGGUCCCUAAUUCCAAGAGGCUCACAGGCUUAUGACUAAUUAAAGAACAGAGCUCUGGCAGAAACUUGAAUCCAGCGCUGCUAGGGCAAGGGGAUGCUGGAGGAAGCGAAGAAAGUUUUUACAGAAACCUAGGGCUUUAAAGGAUGUGUUGGAGCUGGCUGCCAACAGUUGCAAAAUGUACAAAGGCUCGGGAAGAAAUGUGCAAGCAAGCACAAAUGAAAAUGAAAACGAAAGCGCCUUUGGAUACUAGUUUAUGGGGCGGCCUGGUUACUGGUUAAUUCUAUCCGAUUUGGCUUCUGUGGCCGUCAAUCAGAAUGACGUCGUUGCUGAUCAGGUUACUCAGACCGCCUGAAUCUGCUACCUGUGCAAUCAGGAAAAGGAAGCCUGGGGAAACGGCCCCCGGUUGUGCAGGAGGGGAGAGCCAUGCAGUGCGCAGAGGCCGGGAAGCCUCUAAUUAAAUUCAACCACUGCAGAAAAUGCAUCUACAGCUUCAGCGUGCCCAGACGCUGCCCCCUCUGCCGGCAGGACGUGGGCUCCAGGAAGCUGGAGGAGGCACCUGUGAGCAUCUCCAACCCGUUUACCAACGGGCAUCAAGAAAAAUGUUCAUUCCUCCUCAGACCAACUCAAGGGACGUUUCUUAGGGAGUAUGACGGAAGGUCUGACCUUCAUGUUGGAAUAGCCAACACAAAUGAGGUGCACUUCCCCUCAAGCUUCUGCACGACUCUGGUUUUGGUUGCAGGAGUUGUCUAUAAUUACACCAUGCACGGUGUCCAGCGAGAUGAAGCAGGCUGGGAGCAGAGUAUAAGUAUCCCAUUAUUGCAGCCCGGCAUGUUUGGACUGAUGGACCAGUGGGACAAGUACCAGGAAGACUUCUCCACCACGGGGGCCUGGCUGCCUCACAGGUAUGAGGAAGACAGCCACAACUGCUACAGUUACACCCUCACAUUCAUUAACUGCAUUCUGACCACAGAAGGAAAGGAGCAACUGGACAAGAAUGAAUUCACGGAGAAAUUUGUGGUCCCAAGGACUAGGAAGGCUUCUAAGUACAUAACACUCUACCGGGCGAUAGAAGAGCGUGGCUUCUAUGCGAUUGACCAUCCAGACCAAGAGUCAAGCCCUCCUCCGGGAAGUGGUUUGUGAUGAGAGCGCUAUGUAAUUGCAGAAGGGACAGGACAUUUGGGGGCAGCUACCUUUAAUAGAUAAUAGGGAUUUCUAAAUACAUUAAACUGUGCUUAAUAAAAAAAGUGAUAGGGCUUUCCUUUAAGCAUACUUCAGCUUACUGCAGUACAAGAAUUUGCAAAAUUAAUAAAUAUUGCCCCGAGUUUUCAAAAUUCUUUUCAUAGCAGUAUGGUUUUCAAACUGAGAAUCUAUGUUAAAGCAUAAAGUGGCAGCAUCUUUUAUUCCCAGAACAAUGAAAACUCUUCCUAUAAAUUAAUCAGAGCUGAAUAAAUUCACCUUUCAAUAUGAA